Schistosoma haematobium is the source of this 10273-nucleotide messenger RNA. Its product is annotated as Dual specificity protein kinase clk3, variant 2. Gene Ontology annotation, cellular component: nucleus. The transcript has 18 exons. Lineage: Eukaryota; Metazoa; Platyhelminthes; Trematoda; Strigeidida; Schistosomatidae. Gene Ontology annotation, molecular function: protein kinase activity; ATP binding. The record is from RefSeq and is a predicted model, not a curated record. Gene Ontology annotation, biological process: protein phosphorylation. The coding region runs from base 1 to 8049 and encodes 2682 amino acids.
AUGACAGCUCAUGAGUGUGUACAUUAUUUCCGAAUUUUAUUACAUCGAGUCCCGAAAUCCUGUCACAUGCCUUACUCGUCAAGUUCACACGUUCCUCUACUCCCUUCAGAUGCACGCCAUAAAUUGCAGCUCAGAAAAUGCUACAAUGAUUCGGCAAAUAUGGGGAAAACAGAUAUAAGGCGGCAUGUGCGGGAUACUGAUCAUGAUACUUCUUUACGACUUGGUAUCAAACGGAGAUACAAUUCACGUGGCAACAGUAAUGCGGUCAACUAUCAUUCGGGAGAACAAAAGCGAAUAAGAAAGUCAAGCCCCGGCUAUGGCUUUCCUAGUGCAGAAAGUCAUAACUCCGAUGAAGAAUGGAAUCUGGGAAUAAACAAAACUGUCCCUCGUAAAGUAACUAGUUUAUCUAGGAAUCCUCUGUUAAGUAUUCGACCACAUGGUUACGGGAAUCGAUUUCAAGGUUACGAUCCCAAUCAAGCUACUGUACCCAACAAAUUCAAAAACUACAGGCUGGAUGUUAAUAAUGCUAAUCAAAAUAUAGAUAAUGAGCAACUUUUAAUGUUGUAUUACAGUCAUAUGUAUCAACAGUACUACCGAACUUAUACGGCGACUGCUCUCUCAUUGUCAAAUUAUCCCAAUGCUGACUUACUACCUGCUGUUGCAGCUGCAGCUGCUAACAAUUCAGGUAUUCCAUCGGAUCUAACUUCUAUAGGAUCAGUACUAUCAAGUGGUAAUAGUUUUGAUUUUUCCAAACAUAACCGAGAUGUAAAUAUACGUGGAAGGCGUCCAAAAAAAUAUCAUAAGCAUGAGUCAUCCAAUGUUUCUUCCCAUUCACCUGAACAACGUCAACACUCACAUUCCCGUACUUUUCGAUCUAAUAGAACAAACGACUCUUCUCGUUCCUCUGUGAAAGAUACAGUUGCAAAAGGGAAAGGAUUUAGAAAAAGAGAAUCACCUAUCAAAGUAAAAAAGACAGAAUACACUUCUGAAGAAAGUGAUGACCAUUGCCCAGAUUACGUCAGUAAUGAUCAGCUUUGUAAAGGGAACUCAGCAAAUGAUGAUAAUGAAAUUCAACAGAAAUCUUCCAGACGCGUUGUUCGUAGACGCUCGACUGUUGAAACUACUACGUCAACCAGACAGAAAGAGGAGUCAGUUCAUGACGAAGAUAAUUCCAAAGUAGUAACAUCAAAUACGUCUGAAAUUGUUACUGAGUCUAAACAAUCAUUCGGAGCUAAUAAUGAAGUUAGCACCACAGAAGCAGUGUCACCGAAUGAAACUGAAUCUGUUGAAGAAGGUGAGGCUAAGGAUGAUGAUACAUAUGGUGAGGAAAGCGAAGAAAAUGAAGGCGUACUUGAAGAAUCAUCAAGCGAAAACGAAGCUGACAGCUCACGUGAAACAGUUAGCUCAAAUCAACAAAAUCAGAAAAAGGCGAAUAAUUUAUCAGAAUCAAAAUCUUCAAAGGUACAGAAAACUUCUACAUCCUCGACAUUUAGCCGAGUUGCAGCAGAAGGCAAGAGACGACAUGUUGAAGUCCUGCCUACUGACACUUUACUUCCUACGUCCACUGAGUUUGAUCAUGAACGUGGACCACUUUUACCUACACCAGUGGAUGUGGAUAGACGACAUUUAAGAUUUCGUAACUCUGGUAAUGAUUUAUCAUUAUUCCCUGGUUGUGCUACAUCACCUCAUAUUCCAAAUGUCUUGGAAGCUGCUGCACUAAUGUCAGGUCUUUGUCCAUCUCUAUUUCCGUCUAUGAAUCCAUCGAAUUUGUUAAAUACUCUAAGAUGUCCUCCUGUUGAUUUCGCUCCACCAUUUUGUGAUCUAUUUAAUUUACCAAACCCAAUUGAAAUUCAGAAACAAAUAAAUAGUUUAAAGUUGAACUGCCAUCCUCCAUCUGAGUCAUCAGAACCUAAGUCUGGACGAAGUAAACAUGAGAACUCCAAAAUAAGAAGUGAUGUCAGGGAAAUUCGUUCCACGUUUAAUAAAAAUUACAACAUGAAAACUCGACAUGGGAAUGACUCGGACACUGAAAGUAAUAGUUCUUCUGGUUCAGAUUAUCAGUCUAAUGUUGUAGUACGCAAAUCUGUUAAUAGACCACUAUCUUCAGAUAGAUGUAUGUUUGAAACCCCAAAGAACAAGCAUUCAGGGAAAUUUUCAACAACACGUAAAGUGAAAGAUAAAAUGAAAAAAGAACAGGAACCAGUAUCAGACAAACAAGAAUUCUCCCGUAAAGGCAACAAAUAUAUGUCUCCUGAUGAUGCGCCUGGUCCGUCAGAUACAAAUUCUAAUAAACCAGUCUCGCGUGUUCCACGAGGUCCUAGAACACCGUCUAGUCCACCGUUAUCUUCUCAGGAUGAAGGUGAUUCUGGUGGUACAUGUUCACAUUAUGAUUUAUCCCGUGAAUCUUGCUCCAGAAGUUCUCUUAAUAAUAAAACGCGUAGACAAAAUGAGAUAACUAGUUCCAUAUCAGGUCGCUGUUUGGAUUCAUCGAAUUCAAAUGAAAAUCUAUCUGUAAGAAAACCUGUUGUGUGUACAAAUUCUCAAUCGUCAAAUAACAGAUCACCGAAGACACGCUCCUCAAAGCAUAAUACUAAAAUAAUGCAUAGUCGAGAUUAUCACAGCUCCAACUGUUCCAACUCAUCCACUUCCGCAUCUACUUCUCGGUCAAAUUCUUAUGGAGCUCCAAAUGUCUGUAAUACUUCCAAUAAAAGAAAGAGAUCUACAAAUCGACAUAUUACACAUUCCAAUGUAGGCAUGUCCUACGAAGAUAAUUCCCCCAACCAAUCAUCACAGUUUGCAAAUUUUCGUAGCGAUGAUACUGGUGAUAGCAGUGACAGUUCAGAUCAACAAAACCGUGCACUACCUGCUGCCUAUGCAAAUCCUCAUCAAACCGACCGACAUCGGUCACAUUCAUCCGGUGAUGUUGAACCUCCACCUGCUCCUUCUCCUCGUAGUUCAUCUUCUUCCACUUCAUCUUCAUCAUCCUCUCGUUCAUAUUGUCACAUUCGCUCAAGUUCAAGUAAUCUUCCAGGAAAUAACAAGAUCCAAGUAAUAUCAUCCGGUUCUUCACGUCAUUCAUCAACGUCUCAAUCACAAGACAGAGGUAGACAUAAUCAGUCGAGGUCGCGACGGCAAGGUAUUAAACCGAAACCAAAAAAACGAAAUGAUAGCAAUGAUCACAAUCGACAAACCCGCUCUUUAAAAGAGAAGAAAAAGCUGUCUGCAUCCGUGUGCCAUAGAAGUUCUGAUUCUGGUGAUGACAUCGAUGACAACAAUAGAAGAGAAAUAUCGAAUCCGGUUUAUAGUUACCGUGAUUCUUCAUCAGAUCUCAAAGAUAUCUCUUCUAAAGAGUCAUCCAUUUUGAGACGUGGUGAAGAUGGUUGUUCUGACGUUUCUGAGGAUGAGAGCUCAACACCAGGUAAUCGAAAUGUGCGUAGACAGUCCUCUCGUUCUCCAACUUCUUCUUACACUUCUUCAAGAAGUACUGAUCGCAAUGUGCCAAAUCGUAGAAAUAAAGAAAGAGUGAUGGAGAACAAAUACAAACAUUCCAAGCGAAAGCCAUGUACUCCUGAUUCAUCAUUAUCGAAUACUCGCAAAUAUGGGCAGUCUAAAAACCGGAUUGAACGUAAUAUUGAAGAAAAACAUUUUAAUAACAACCGUAAACGUGCUUUGCUUUCUCCACCAACGAGUACAAAACUUGAAACUAAAAUAUGGAGAUCAAGAAAAGGUUAUGUCAAUGAAGUUCCCUCUUCAUCUUUACGACAUCCUCAGCUUCCAAACUCUCAUCACUCAGUGAACAAGAAAGUUUUUCAUGGGCAAGUUACUUCGAAAACAUCCAGGCGUUCGAGUUCUAUAAAAAAUCAACGAGAAGAAAGUUCUUGGUCAACAAUGGCUCAUGAACGUCAUACUCGCGAUGAUCAUUAUGUUAGUAAGUCAUUUAAAUCUGGAACUAUGCAUAUUGAUAUGACUGAUAGUUCAUCUCGAUCGAGACCACCUCGUUUUGGACAUACAACCAAUAACAAGGAUACUAAUGGUAUGCGACAAAAUUACGCCUCUAGGAAUUAUCCUGUAAAACAUUCACACAUUAAAACAGAUGUACAUGACUCAAAAUUACAUUGGUCUAAAAGUGGCAACUCGAGAAAUUUUCGCCCACCAGUUACCUCUUCGAGUCAAUCACCUAUCGGCAGAGUUGGAAAACAUGUUGGGGCAUCAAGUGAUCAUCAUCAUCACCAGAAUGCGCGUAAAAAACAAACAGAUAUUGUAUGGGAGCCUGGUCCUAAAAGUAUUAAAAAGAUGAAUAAUAACUAUUCAACUAAAGUUUCCAGUUCUAAAGCACUUUUAAAAACACCUGAAACAACUUCACGGCGUGCAGAUCAUCAUCAUCAUAGUCAACAUGAGUCGUCUAGAGACUCUGAAUCUCAUAAUUCCGAUUCUUCAAGUAGCUCAUCUCAACAAGAAUUGUCAUCAGUAGUUCAUUCAUCACUUAAUUGUAUACAGUCAUCAAAUCGUGCGAGUUUUAAUCCGACCUCUUCUGCCUUUUCAACUGAAUUUUCUAAUUUUGUGCCAAGAAUAACUUCAAUUACUUCUGUAGAACCUUCUGUUGGUAUUGUUCAACCUGUUUGUCUACAGCAUUUAGUACCAAAUUGUUAUCUUCCUAUCGCUAUUUGCACAUCAUCUUCCAAUUUAAGAGAGAACAACACUAGGACACUAACGAAACAAACACCUGAAUACUCUUUGCAUAAUUAUUCACAAAUUAUAGAUAACCAGUUUCAUUUGUUGGAAUAUGCAUCGAACUUAUUACAUCCCUCUCAUUCAUAUUUACUAGUUGAACUGAUAAAUUUGACACUUUCUGAGCAAGAUUUUCUCUAUUUUACACAGUCAGUACAUUAUCAUGUUUUACUUAUAGUUACAGAUUGUAUAGUUUAUCAUUAUUGUAAAACAAUUAAAAAUAGUGUUCAAUCUAUUUAUUUAUCUAAUCCACUUCUAUUGUCCGAUUAUAAACCAAAUCCUGUGAUAAAUUCCACAGAAAAUUCAUCAAACAAUUUCACUAACUUAUCGAAUAUUCAAUUAUUAACAACAUCAGAUUCAAUUUCUUUAUUGGAACCUUACAUAACUGAUUCUUUUCAACAGUUGACAUUGAUCUCUAAUCAAUUAGGUUACAUUAAUUCUCCCAAAACUAAUCAAAGUUUAACAAUUAUGUCUACUUCAUCUACUCGUCCACCAAGAGUUCCUGCGAAUCCAAAUUUAGCGUCUGCAGUUCGUGGUACUGGUAAUAGUCAUAUUAAUGAUGGUUUAAGUCGAUUACGUGUAGGAAGCGCAGCAUCUAGAGAGUCUUCUUAUUCUCCACCAGCUGAUAGGAAACCUGCAACAACACGACGCACAAUCAAACCUACAUAUGGCGUUAAAGCUGAUGAGGUGAAUGCAGCGCUGCUACGUAAACUUGAAAAAGCUACCUCUAGUUUUAAUGGUCCAGAUUUUGAAGAUGAUACUGGUGGGGCGUCUUCAGACAAUGAUGUAUUUGAUACAGAAGACGAUGGAUGUGCAAUGAAACAUGAUGAAGGCAUCAUUUUGUUGGCCACUUCAUCAUCUCUGUUGUCUCCCGAAUCACCAGUUUAUGGAAAUGAGGCUGGUGCUGGAGAUCUAUUGCCUACAUCAUCUUCUUCAGUCAAAUCUCCUGUAAACCAAUUACUUAAGGCACUUACUUCUGGCAGUCGUUUGGUUACAUUGAAACCAAUUUCAAAGCAUGAAUUAUGUCAAAAACAAGUUCCAACGGCAAGCACGGCCACUCAGACCAAUGACAUACGUCUUGUUUGUGAACGAUGUUCAAACUAUUUCUCGUUGGAUACAGAACAGGCUCCUUCAUCAUCUACUUGUAUAAUUAAUAAGAGAGAAGAAAAGCAACAGCCAUCUUUGUAUAGACUCAGUUUAUUCACUAGUGUGAUAGAAUAUAUGCCUUAUCUAAUACCAUUAUCUCGUGGUGUUCCAUUAAGACGUAUGCGUUCUACUACAACUAGUAACAAUCCAUUAGUUUUCGGUGCUAAUUCACCUAGAUUUCGUUGGCCAAUAGAUGGUGAAUUUGUGGAUUGUACUGAAACUUUACCGGAUCAUCCUGCAGCUGUAUUUACCGUUUGCAUUAUUUGCGAUGGAUAUACUGCAACAAAUGUUAGGUUUACUAAGAGAGUAGAAUAUUUCAGUCCUCCAUGCAAAGCAUCAGUUAUCGUUUGUGGUCCAUUUACUUUCAAGUCAUGUUCUAACAUAAAGUCAGGCAAUUAUUUAAGAAGGCUGGAUAAUUCCAAUGACGUAACAAAUACUAAUACUAAAAGUAAUAACCUACAUAAUGGAUCAAUGAAAAAUUGUUUGAAUUCCAACAAUGAAAUUGAUGAGGAAGAGAAUAACAAAAUAAAUGAAAAUAAUGAAGAUGAGGAUUCUGAGUGUGAAACAGUUGGUCGACGUCUCCGACGACAACUUCGUCGUACACAAAAAACACAAGAGAUAAAUGCAGCUACUGUCGCUUGUGCAAUACGACAAAAUGCAAUGAUAGAUGGAUCUAUGACGUACCAACAAAACGAGAAUCAUAUGAUGAAUACUGUUAAUACAUCUGCUAAUGAUAAUAAUAAUAAUAAUACUAUUAAUGGUAACGGUAUUGAUAAUCAUUAUGCCAGUAAAUUAGUUAACAAUAAUACUGAUUCACUGACACAAGACACUCAAGAUCAAGCUACCUCGAGAUUAGCUGUUGCCAGACAACGUGCCAAACGAUUUAUUGAACUUAGGAAACUUAGCGUUACUGAAAGUUUAAAUGAGAAUUUAUUAUUAAGACAAGAGGCUGAGUCUCCUGAAGAAGAAGACGAUGAUGAAGUUGUCGAUGAUGUUGACGGUCAUCUGAUCUAUAGUAUUGGUGAUCGUUUAUUGAAUCGAUAUGAAAUUGUCAAGACACUUGGGGAAGGUACAUUUGGUAAAGUUGUUGAAUGCAAAGAUCAUGUACAGAAUCGUAGAAUUGCUUUGAAAAUUAUCAAAAAUGUUGAUAAAUAUCGUGAAGCUGCUAUGCUUGAAAUCAAUGUUUUAAAUUUCUUAAAUGAACGUAGUGCAAAUGUUGAACAUUUAUGUGUAACCCUGUUGGAUUGGUUUGAUUAUCAUGGACAUAUUUGUUUGGCAUUUGAUAUACUUGGAUUAUCUGUUUUUGAUUUCUUGAAAGAAAAUAAUUAUGUCGGUUAUCCAAUGGAACAUGUUCGUCAUAUAUCUUAUCAAUUAUGUUAUGCUGUUCGAUUUUUACAUGAUAAUCAAUUAACUCAUACAGAUUUAAAACCAGAAAAUAUAUUAUUUGUUGAUUCAGAUUAUAUAUCAGUACAUAAUCGUAAAAAACGUCGACAUGAACGUAUGGUUAAAUGUUCCGAUAUACGUUUAAUUGAUUUUGGUUCAGCAACAUUUGAUUAUGAUCAUCAUUCUACAAUUGUAUCAACAAGACAUUAUCGUGCACCUGAAGUAAUACUUGAAUUAGGUUGGUCUCAACCAUGUGAUGUUUGGUCAAUUGGAUGCAUCAUGUUUGAAUUGUAUACAGGUUAUACACUAUUCCAAACUCAUGAUAAUCGUGAACAUUUAGCUAUGAUGGAACGUACUUUAGGUCAUAUUCCUUAUCGAAUGACUAGAAAGUCACGUCGAACCAAAUACUUUGAUACAUCUGGCAAUCUUUUAUGGGAUGCACAAUCACGUGAAGCCAAAUAUGUUCUGACACAUUGUCGUCCAUUCCGGCGUUAUUGCAAAGAUGAAAGUCAAGAUACACUUGAUCUAUUUGAUUUAAUGUCUAAAAUGUUAGAAUAUGAUCCAGCAGACCGUAUUCCUUUGUCUGCAGCACUUACACAUCCAUUCUUUUUACAUUUACCAUCACAUCAACGUUUAACAUAUACUCUUCAUCCAUCAGAUACAAUUCCACCUAAUGAACGUCGUACAUCCGGCUCACGUAGUGGAACAAAUAAUCAACAACCAUCAACAACAGCGAAUAAUGGCUCGUCAUCUUCAUCAUCAGUAUCAUCAGAUGUUAAGCGUAAUAGGUGAAGAUCGUCACCGGAUAAUAAUUAGUAUUUUUAUUCUAUCAACAUUGAUAGUUAUCAGUUAAAAUUGUAAUGUUUUUGUUUUUGCUUUUCACUUAUUUUAUCUCCUCAAAUUGAGAAGAAGAAAAUCAUACCAUUUUUCUUUCGAAAUAAUAAUAAUAAUAAAACUCCAACUCAAUUUGUUUUAUGGUGUUCAGCACACUAAUAUGUGUUACAAUAAACACAUAUAUUUUGUUGUUCAUGUAUAUAGAGCUUUGUAAUAUGUUUAGUGUGUGAAGAAUGCUAAAGUCUCUAUCUUUCAAUUAUCGUUAUUGUUGUCGUUGCCGUCGCUAUCAUUGUCUCCUUCCUCUUCGAAUUCUUGAUAUUCUUUUUUCCUAAUGAAAAGAAGGUUGGUAUGAAAAAGAUAUUUUGAGGUUUGAGCAUUACAAACAUUACUUUCAUUCUUACCUACUAUUAUCAUGCUGUCAGAUACACAUAUACAUAUUGUUUGUUCUCUUUUCCCAUCUCUGUAUGCUUAUUGUCUUUCGUUGGUAUUUCAGUUAUUAUCCUUUAACUAUCUUAUUAUUGCUUGAGACUAUGGGUCAUCUAUUCAUAUGUACUUGUAUGUGUUCUUGUUUACAUUUGAUAAAUUUCUUCCUGGUAAAUGAUGAAUAGUUCAUCAGUUACUAUUUUCUUGUUCGGUUCUGUUUUUGAUUGCUAUCGUGCAGAGAGAAAAAGAGAAAGGUUUGCUUGUUUAAACGUUUAUAUAUGUAUACAUUAUUGGGAUUCAUAAACUUGGAUCGAUAAUAAAAGGGACGUAUUUGCAUAUGACUCGAUGUUCCGUUUGAAUUAUUGACGUGACACAGUUCAUCUAUGUCAUAUAUAUAUGUGUGUGAUGAUAGUGUACACUUUGGUUUUUUUUGGAGUACUUAUAGGUGCUAAGUUUUUGUUUGAAUUUCUUCAUGUGGUCAAAAUGAAAUAAGAAUGCAUGCUAAAUAGUGUAUCUCAAUUCUUUUUGUUCCCCUGUCAAGCAUUCUAUCAUAAAUAUCAGUGAAAACAACAGGUCAGUGAUUGUUUGUCUAAUGAAUAGUCUAAUGAGUCUGAUUGAUAGAAGCUCUUCUCAACCUUAUUCUACUUCAUUCUUCCUCUUCUUCUUUUGUACCUUUUUUUCUCCUUCACUUUCUCUCGCACAUAUAUUGUACACCAUGUUUUCUUCAUUUAAUGAUCAUUAUCAUAAUUAGUUUGUAUGAAUCUGUUGUCAUUCAAUAUAGCAAUGUGUUUUAAUGAAUUAUCGAUUGGUUUGUUGUGCUUGAUAGUAUUCAUUUUAUUUUACAAAUGAAUGAUGAAUUAAUGAACCAUUAUUAUUGAAUAAUAAUAAGUAGUAACAGAGAGUUACGUUACAUGUGUCAAUUGAGAAUAUGUGUACACAUUAAUGUUAGUAGGUUUUGCUUUGUCAAUCUUUAAUCCCUAUUCUCUUGGAGAUUGUGUUUUAUCUUUUUUUUUAAUGAUAUAAAGAAGAAUAAUGUGACAAAGAAUGUAAUGAACGAUCCAUCCAGUUAACUACUAAUAUCGUUACAUAUAUUGAUUGGAACAAACAAUUGUAUGCUAUAUUUUCUCUAAUGUUUCUGUUCUUCUGUUUUGUUUUUUUUUUAAAACAAUGCAAUCCUAUAUCUUGUCUUUUGUUCUCUUUCUCUCGGUCUCUUUCUGUCUUUUUUCUAGUAAUUUCAAUGUAAAAUGUUCAUAUGUUUUCACAAAAUACACAUGCAGAAAAAAUUAAUAAGUGAACAAUUAUUAGUUGUUUCUUUCUUGUUUUUUGUUCAACGAUCCAUAACAACUUUUAAUGAUUGAGAUCCUAAGUCGAUUAAAGCUAGAUCAUCAUGGGAAAUCCCGAAGCACUAGACAGCCGUUUCGUCUUAUUGUCUGACUCUUCAGUAGUGUGUGUAUCCACGAUCUUGCCUUGCGGGAUGCAAUAAACAUUCAUUUUAUAUUUAAGUAUUAAUUAUGUUAUAAUUUCAAUGUAUAAUUCAUUUACUGAAUCGAGGGCUUUAUAUACUCAUCUUGUGUAUCAUAUUUCAUGUGUUUAAGGUUGCUUAAUUUAAACUAGAUUGAGCAUAAUUCGAAUUUGUAAUCUAGAAGGCAAGAGUUGAAUGCUUUAAGCUAAUAACUCCAUUUUCGUAUAGAAGAAUGAUAUAUUAACAAACAUUAAAGCUCAAGUCUAUUAGUUUGGUCGCCCCUAACUUUCUUCCAAC